Papaver somniferum (opium poppy) is the source of this 2289-nucleotide messenger RNA. RefSeq lists its product as uncharacterized. Lineage: Eukaryota; Viridiplantae; Streptophyta; Magnoliopsida; Ranunculales; Papaveraceae. Gene Ontology annotation, biological process: DNA integration. Bases 1 to 2289 code for a protein of 762 amino acids. The record is from RefSeq and is a predicted model, not a curated record. Gene Ontology annotation, molecular function: nucleic acid binding. The transcript is spliced from 4 exons.
AUGACUAUCACAAAACCUGAAGAUUGUGACCAUCUAGAAGAAUGGAUUGCGGUCCAGUCAAUGCUUGUUUCUUGGAUCAGCAACACGUUAGAGCCAUCAAUCAGAUCAAGUUUGGGUGACUAUGAUAAUGCAAACUUGAUGUGGACACACUUGAAGAGAAGAUUUUGUGUUGUAAACGGAACAAGGAUCUGUCAGCUUAAAGUGUCUCUGAGUGAGUGCAAACAAAAGAAUAAGGAAGGUGUAGCUGUCUACUUUGGAAGAUUAAACAAGGUAUGGGAUGAGUUGGUGACAUAUGUGAAGGUACCUCAGUGUAAGUGUGGUAAGUGCGCUUGUAAUAUAGCAAGCCAGGUUAGUACGUUAAGCGACGAGGACUUCCUACAUUAUUUUUUGAUUGGAUUAGAUUCUGUGUAUAGCUCACUGCGUGAGCAGUUGUUGGCAAGUGAUCCAUUGCCAUCAAUAGACGUAGCCUACCAGACAAUGGUGAAUUCGGAGCGUCUGAGGAUAGGUGAUGUAGCUGUGUCAACGGAAGUACAAGAGAAUGUGAUGGCUUUUAGGGUUCAGUCUGAUCAGCGUCAGUUCAAUAAUACAUAUGAUCCUGACAAGUUUUGCAAGCACUGUAGCAGAGAAGGACACUCAGAUGAAGGGUGUUUUCAGAUCAUUGGAUACCCAGAAUGGUGGGGAGACAGACCUAGAGGCGAAAAAGGAAAUGGUAGAGGAGGCAGAACAGGUGGUAGAGGCCGAGCUGGUUUUGCCAAUGGCAGAGGAGGUAGAGGACAAGGAAAUGGCAAUCAGGUUAGAGCACACAAUCUGAAUAUAUCAGAGAAGACGUAUGCAGGUGGUGCGUGCUCAUCAGAUGGCUCAGGUUUGACGGGAGUAACAGCAACACAGCUUCAACAGGUGCUUGAGUUUUUAAAUACAAGAAAAUCCACGUCUCAGCUCCAAGGUAAGAAAACAGUAUGGAUUGUAGACACAGGGGCUACAAACCAUGUCACGUGUAAAAGGGAUGACAUGAUAGAUGUGAGAGAUAUUAAGGCAUGUUCAGUUGGUCUCCCAGAUGGGAAAUAUGCACAGUCUGAGAAAAUAGGAACCGUUAUUCUGCCUGGUGGUUUAAGACUAGAAAACGUGUUUUAUGUGCCUCAAAUAACGUGUAACUUAAUUUCAGUCACACAGCUUAUUGAUGAGUUGGAAUGUAGUGUUCAAUUUGAAGUAAUGGUUGUCAGUGGAAAUACGUAUGAGCUGUGGCAUCGACGAAUGGGACAUCCAUCAGACAAAGUGUUACAAAGUAAAGAAAUCAAAAUUGUUAGAAGUGAUAAUGGAACCGAGUUUAAUGCAUUGCGUGGAUAUUUUAGGACUAAUGGGAUAGUGUUUGAGACAUCAUGUGUUGGUACGCCUCAACAGAAUGGGAGAGUUGAGAGAAAGCAUCAACAUAUACUGAAUGUUGCAAGAGCUUUGAGAUUUCAAGCCAAUUUUCCAAUAUAUUUUUGGGGAGAAUGCGCCUUAACUGCUGCAUAUUUAAUUAAUCGUACACCUAUACCUAUUCUAAACAAUAAAACUCCAUAUGAAAUAUUAUUUGGAAAGAAGCCUCCAUAUAAUCAGUUGAAGGUGUUUGGAUGCUUGUGCUAUGUACAUGAUCAAGGUAGUAACAGAGAUAAGUUAGCGAGUAUAGGAAGAAGAUGUGUAUUUCUUGGCUAUCCUUUUGGUAAGAAGGCAUGGCAAGUGUAUGAUUUAGAUGCAAGAAGGUUUCUAGUGUCAAGAGACGUGAAGUUUUGUGAAUAUCAGUUUCCGUAUAGGAAUGAUUUGAAGGGAGAAUUGACUAAGACAGUACAGCUGGGGUCCAAUCCAUCGACUGAGAAGGAUCAGUCGGAUUCUGGAGGUUCUGAGACUGAUGUUGAUGAUCCAGCUGAGACCGAGUCCACUGCAGACACUGAGACCGAUAUGCCUAGUGUCUUGACAGGGACUGAGAACAUCGAUGAUUGUGGCAGUGUUGAUGUUAAUGAAGACGACACACUAGAACAACCUGUAGAGGAUGUCAAUCCUAGCAAUGAUACUACAGCUGCAGAAGAGUUGGACAAGGGAAGGCGUCGGAAGAUUCCUUCUAUUCAUAAGAAAUUUCUAGCAGCAUUAACAGCUGGGUCUGAGCCUCGCAAUUUUAAGGAAGCUAUGAAGCAUCCAGGGUGGCGGAAAGCCAUGGAAGCAGAAAUACGAGCACUGGAAGAACAAGGUACGUGGGAAUUGCAAGAAUUGCCACCGGGGAAGAAAGCACUUGGGAGUAAAUGGAUUUACACAUAG